Molecule: messenger RNA, 1590 nt
Organism: Iphiclides podalirius (scarce swallowtail)
Lineage: Eukaryota; Metazoa; Arthropoda; Insecta; Lepidoptera; Papilionidae
Source: the annotation of a GenBank genome assembly
AUGGAGGGAAGAAUCACAGGAAUGAUGUACAUACUGAUCACAAUAGCAUUGGUGAAUGAGAUGUCCACAGCACAAGCAAGAGACAACAAUAAAAGGCGAGCAAAAGAGAAAACGGGUGGGUUCCAAAAGAAUAUUUGCGACAUCACUGAUCGCGAUUCAAAAGUCCAUUGCUAUUGCGAGAAUGCGAGGGAGCCGAGGAAUGCUACGAAGGCCGAAUGCUGGGUGUUUAACGGCGGAAUACCGCCAGAAGACUACAUCUGGCAAAGUUUCGCUUCGCAGCCGACUUUGCAAACUUUGUCAUUUAAUGUUCGCGUUGACGGCGCGCUAGGCUACGUGCCGACAAAAGCUCUCCAAUACUUGCAAAGAUUGCGAGUCAUCAAUAUUAAAUACGGGAACAUCAUCGAAGUCACAACUUUUGCAUUCGCAAAUUUAACUAACUUGAGGGAGGUGACCUUGUCUCAGAAUCAGAUAGAGACGCUGCAGCAAUAUGCUUUUGCACAUCUGCCUAAUCUGACCACAAUAAAUUUAGAAGAAAAUAUGAUCGUUGAGAUUACAAAGGAUGCAUUUUUCGAUUUACCGAUGUUGCAGAAAUUGAUAAUCACAAAAAAUAACGUAUCUCAGAUCAAAGACGGUGCAUUCCAACACACUUUCAAUUUGCUCGAAUUGGAUUUGAACAAAAACAACAUACAGCAUUUAAAUAGACACACCUUUGAUGGUUUAGCAAAUCUCCGUAAGCUUGACCUAAGGAAGAAUCACAUAUAUAAUUUGACCGAGUUUACGUUUGCAGAGCUAUGGAAUUUACAAGACCUGCUUUUGGGUAAAAAUGAUUUGAAAUAUAUAUCAGAAAGGGCUUUCGACGGGUUGUCUCAGCUCAAGAAGUUAUCACUCGAUGAUAAUAAGCUUACGGCACUCCCAUCUGGUCUGUUUGAGGGUGUGAGGGGGCUCAGUUCGCUCGAUUUGCGUUCGAACGAACUACACGCUCUAACUUUCGACAACAUCAAGCCCAUAUUGGAUAACUUGAAGCCACCAAACAGCAAUUUGCACGUGGAAGAUAACAGCUUCGUGUGUGAUUGCCGAUUGAAGUGGAUGCAUGAGCUCCGUAACGAAACAAAAAGUCAGAGCACAAAAGAAUCGCUUGAGAGUGUCACUUGCAAAACCGACCCGCCCAUCGUUAGCUCCGCUUACAACAAAAUGUCCGACGACGGAAAACUGGAGUUCAACAAAGACAUUCUGCACGCAGGAAUAACCAUCGAGACUAUAGACAAAAAUAACAUUACGGAUAAGAGGACGACCGCUGAGGACUUAUCUAAAGAACACGUUAACGAUAUUAUAGUACCCUCAUCGAAAAGAGGUAUGAAGAGGAAUGUUUUGAAGAUACCGCCGGAUACUUUACCUUGCCCCGUGGAGAAGAGGACGACGACAGAUGUGAUCCCGUUUAUGCUAGACCCAGUCAUACCGAUCCAAAAUGAAAUGAAAACCUUUCGAUUCCAUGAAAUGAAUUCAGCCUUUAGGUCUUCUGCGUCUGCUUGUGUGGCAUGGAGCCUGUGCUUUGCUUUUUGCUUUACAUGGGUUCUAAUUAGUUCUCUAAUU